Neomonachus schauinslandi (Hawaiian monk seal) is the source of this 2421-nucleotide messenger RNA. It is a transcript of the gene DHX35, whose product is annotated as DEAH-box helicase 35. The transcript is spliced from 22 exons. The record is from RefSeq and is a predicted model, not a curated record. The coding region runs from base 1 to 2112 and encodes 703 amino acids. Gene Ontology annotation, molecular function: RNA binding. Gene Ontology annotation, cellular component: catalytic step 2 spliceosome; intracellular anatomical structure. Lineage: Eukaryota; Metazoa; Chordata; Mammalia; Carnivora; Phocidae.
AUGGCUGCGCCCUUGGGACCGGUGAAGUUCUGGCGACCCGGUACAGAGGGACCAGGUGUCAGCAUCUCUGAAGAGAGACAGAGUCUGGCUGAAGACUCUGCACCACCCGUUGUCUACAAUCCCUACGCUGCCCUUUCUAUAGAGCAGCAGAGGCAGAAGCUGCCGGUGUUCAAGCUUAGGAAUCAUAUAUUAUACUUGGUAGAAAACUAUCAGACAGUGGUGAUUGUUGGAGAGACGGGAUGUGGGAAAAGUACGCAGAUCCCACAAUACCUUGCAGAAGCGGGCUGGACUGCCGAAGGAAGAGUGGUGGGAGUGACCCAGCCUCGAAGAGUGGCUGCUGUUACAGUUGCAGGGAGAGUAGCCGAGGAAAGGGGUGCAGUGCUGGGCCACGAGGUGGGCUACUGCAUCCGCUUUGACGACUGCACCGACCCACUGGCCACGAGAAUCAAGUUCCUGACUGAUGGAAUGUUGGUCAGGGAAAUGAUGGUUGAUCCAUUGUUAACAAAAUAUAGUGCCAUCAUGCUGGAUGAAGCCCACGAGAGGACCUUGUACACAGACAUUGCCAUUGGCUUGCUGAAAAAGAUUCAGAGAAAGCGAGGGGAUCUUCGAUUGAUUGUAGCUUCAGCCACUCUGGAUGCAGAGAAAUUUCGGGAUUUCUUUAAUCAGAAUGAAACCAAUGACCCAACGAGGGAUACUUGUGUGAUCCUUACAGUAGAAGGGCGAACAUUUCCAGUGGAUAUCUUUUAUCUACAAAGUCCUGUUCCAGAUUAUAUCAAAUCAACUGUAGAAACUGUGAUGAAAAUUCACCAGACAGAGGGAGAUGGAGACAUACUAGCAUUUCUGACUGGACAGGAAGAGGUGGAGACUGUCGUGUCUAUGCUGAUUGAGCAGGCUCGGGCGCUGGGUCGAACUGGGAUGAAGAGACACCUCCGGGUUCUCCCCAUGUACGCAGGACUACCUUCCUUUGAGCAAAUGAAAGUGUUUGAAAGGGUGUCCCGCAGCGUCAGAAAGGUGAUAGUGGCCACCAAUGUGGCCGAAACCUCCAUUACAAUCAGUGGGAUUGUGUAUGUGAUCGACUGUGGCUUUGUGAAACUCCGAGCCUACAAUCCCAGGACGGCCAUUGAGUGCUUGGUGGUGGUCCCGGUGUCCCAGGCAUCAGCCAAUCAGCGCGCAGGACGUGGUGGCCGCAGCCGCUCGGGAAAAUGUUACCGCCUUUAUACAGAGGAAGCCUUUGACAAGCUGCCUCAAUGCACCGUCCCUGAGAUGCAGCGUAGCAAUCUGGCGCCUGUCAUCCUACAGCUGAAAGCGCUAGGGAUCGACAACGUCCUCAGGUUCCACUUCAUGUCGCCCCCCCCAGCCCAGUCGAUGGUUCAAGCGUUGGAGUUACUCUAUGCUCUGGGAGGUCUGGACAAAGACUGUCGCCUAACUGAACCGCUUGGCAUGAGAAUCGCAGAGUUUCCUUUGAAUCCCAUGUUUGCAAAAAUGCUGCUUGAAUCAGGAAAUUUUGGCUGUUCUCAGGAAAUUCUAAGCAUUGCAGCUAUGAUGCAAAUCCAGAAUAUCUUUGUGGUCCCCUCAAACCAGAAGUCUCAGGCAAUUCGAGUGCACCGAAAAUUUGCUGUGGAGGAGGGUGAUCAUCUCACUAUGCUCAAUGUGUACGAAGCAUUUAUCAAACACAGUAAAAACUCUCAGUGGUGUCAGGAACAUUUCCUGAAUUACAAGGGUCUUGUCAGAGCGGCGACAGUGCGAGAGCAGUUGAAGAAGCUUCUUGUCAAGUUUCAAGUGCCCAAGAAAUCUAGUGAAGGUGAUCCGGAUCCAGUCCUGAGGUGCAUUGUUUCAGGAUUCUUCGCAAAUGCAGCAAGGUUUCAUUCUACUGGAGCUUAUAGGACUAUCCGUGACGAUCAUGAAUUACAUAUCCACCCUGCCUCGGUCCUCUAUGCAGAGAAGCCGCCUCGCUGGGUUAUCUACAACGAAGUUAUACAGACCUCCAAGUAUUACAUGAGAGACGUGACGGCCAUCGAAUCUGCGUGGCUGUUGGAGCUGGCUCCACACUUCUAUCAACAAGGAACGCACCUGUCCCUCAAAGCCAAAAGGGCCAAGGUCCAGGACCAGUGAGCGGAGCUCAGCUGCCGCCGCAGGGGGCUUGGCGCCCUCUCCUCCACACUGGGGUCCCCCGGCCCUGGGCAGCGAGCUGGCCUCGGCUCACGUGGAGUCUUCUGCUGCUCUGAAGUGGGCCGCAGCCUGUUUGUUAGCCCCUUCCUUCCCGCUCCCCUCGGCAUCUGCGUUCCUUGCUGGGAUCCCGGGGGCGUUCGUGCACGAGCGGGCACCCCGCUGCGCUGCACCCAGGCAGAGCGGGAGUGGGCAGGGCCGUGCUCUCUGCUCACACAGCGCCCCCACCGACCCAGCAUGCCACUUCCGACUGGC